AUGAGUGACUUACAGAUGGUGACGGGCGCAAAAUGUUUCGUACCGGACGAAACACACGUGUGGCUUGCGGCUGAAGUGCUUCGUGACGAGAAUUCGGGUGACGGCAAGACGCGCAAAAUCUAUUGCCGGGUAGAGUUACCCGACGGUACAAUCGAGGAGCGCUGUGUAGAUAUGCUGGCAAAAAAAACCAAGGCACUGCUGGAUGUGCACCAACUUGAAUCUCUUCCCUAUCAGAACGAAAACGUCGGACGUGAGGGAAUCGAGGACAUGAUCACACUUAAUUACUUGCAUGAGGCCGCCAUUUUGUACAAUGUUAAAAAGCGCUUUCUUUGUGAGCUUCCUUACACGUACACAGGGGAUAUUUGUAUCGCCGUUAAUCCGUACAAAUGGUUACCGGAUCUUUACGCUGAAAAGCAGCAUCUGCGGUACCUUAACCAGCCUAAAGAGGAACUUCCGCCACACGUGUAUGCCACAUCCGUUGCUGCUUAUGACAAUAUGCGGCGCUCGGAAAAAAAUCAAUCCAUCCUUGUUAGUGGUGAGUCCGGUGCUGGUAAAACAGAGACGACUAAGAUCCUCAUGAACCAUUUGGCUACAAUCGCGGGUGGUCUCAACAACUCAACUAUAAAGAAAAUUAUAGAAGUCAAUCCGCUGCUCGAAUCCUUCGGAAAUGCCAAGACUGUCCGCAAUGACAACUCGAGCCGAUUUGGCAAGUUUACACAGUUGCAAUUUGAUGAAAAUGGAACUCUUGUUGGCGCUAAAUGUCGCACGUAUCUCCUGGAAAAGACGCGAGUAAUUCAUCACGAAGCACCUGAGCGCAACUACCACAUUUUUUAUCAGCUUAUUGACUCUUCUGACGUUUCAUCAGAGCUACAGCUCGAAUCGUCCAAAAUUUAUUCGUAUACGGGCGACAAUAGAGACCAAAAAAUUGAAGGUCUGUCAGACGAGAAGCACUUUAACAAGACAAGAGAAGCUCUUGAGCUCGUGGGCUUGUCUCGUGAUGACCAACAACCACUAUUUGAAGUGUUGGCUGGUGUGCUUCACCUUGGUGAAGUGCAACUGCAAUCGGAUCCUACUGAUGACGAAAAGUCGCUGAUUCCCGAAAAUGACGGUGGGGCUAAUUCUGCAACGCACAUGCUUGGUGUCACAUGGGAAGCUCUUCAAACGGCACUUUGCUCCCGUACCAUGCGUGCGGCCAAUGAUGUGUACAGUGUGCCGCUAAAGAAAGAGUUGGCGAUGGACUGUCGUGAUGCCCUAGCCAAGGCUAUUUACUCGAAUGUAUUUGAUUGGCUUGUGAAUACAAUCAACCAGUCAUUAGCUGAUGAUGGCCAUAUGGCCAAUCACGUGGGUGUGCUCGACAUUUUCGGGUUCGAACAUUUCAAACACAAUUCAUUCGAACAAUUUUGUAUCAAUUUUGCCAACGAGAAGUUACAACAAAAAUUCACUCAAGAUGUCUUCAAGACCGUGCAGAUCGAGUACGAGGAGGAAGGAAUUGUGUGGGACCACAUCGAGUACGCCGAUAAUCAGGAUGUACUGAACGUAAUCGAGUCGCGGAUGGGUAUAAUAUCACUGCUAAACGAGGAAGUUAUGCGACCAAAGGGUAAUGAGGAGUCGUUUAUGUCCAAAGUAACAUCAUUGCACAAGGAUGAAACGCAUGUCAUCGAAUUCCCUCGCACGUCUCGCACCGAGUUCCUCAUCAAGCACUAUGCUGCUCCUGUGAUGUAUGACUCGGUGGGAUUUCUUGAGAAGCACAAAGACUCACUUCUGCCGGAUUUAUCUGAGCUCAUGCGUGGAUCGUCCAAGCCGUUUAUCGCUAAACUUUUCGAGUCCAAGCCAGAGCCAAGUGAAGCUGAUUCGGAAGCCUCAGGAAACCGCCGAAAGCGGGGUGGAGCUUUGUCAAUAACGACUGUUGGUACUCAAUUCAAAGAGAGCUUGACAGAACUGAUGGCUACAAUCAAUUCGACACGUGUGCACUACGUGCGUUGUAUCAAGCCUAACCCGAUUAAAAGCGCAACUGUGAUGGAUCAGAGCAUGGUAGUGUCUCAAUUGCGAUGCGCUGGUGUUAUUGAAGCCAUUCGCAUCUCGCGUGCGGCGUACCCAAACCGGUUGCAGCACACCGAGAUUCUGGACAAAUUCUGGCUGUUUGUACCGAGUGGUGGCCACACAGUUGAAGAAAAGUGUCAAUUGCUUAUGGACAAACUAAAGCUUGAAUCCCCUCGUCAAUAUCAAAUGGGUAAAACCCGCGUGUACUUCCAACUGGGAGUGCUUGAAGAGCUUGAAGAUCGCCGCAAAAAGUUCUUAGAUGCUAAGGCCACUUACCUGCAAUACACCAUGCUUGGCUUUACGCAGCGCAUCAAGUAUCUUCGAAAACUUGAGGCAAUCAUAAAGUUGCAAUCGGUCAUCCGAUGCGUGAUUGCAAUGCGCAGAUACAACAUGGUUCUCAAAAAUAUCAUCGUGGUGCAAGCUCGCUGGCGAGGCGUCCAAGGCCGCAAGGUGGCUGCCGACAUAAAGAGUAAUCACUACGCUGUUAUUAUACAGCGAUAUGUGCGUGGUUUUGUGAAGCGUCAUCGCUACGUUAAGAUGCGCGCGAUGGUCAUUCGCGUGCAGGCCCUGGUUCGCAUGACAAUCCAGCGGCCAAAAUAUUUGGCUGCUCUCGAUGAAAAGCGCCGUGAGGCAGAUAUGGCGUACCAGUUGCAUAAGCUUAAGGCUGCCCUACAAGACGAGCAAGAACGUAAUGCUCAACUGCAGCGUCGCAACAGCUUGACGACAGCGGACUCUUCCGCUGCCUCGAGUGUUGUUAUGGCUGAUGCCGGUGGUAUGAUCGAAACUCUCACAGACGAGAACAAGAAACUUCGUGAGAAAAACGAGGAUAUGAAGGCUGCGAUGAAGGGUAUGAAAGCGGAAAUUGAGAAGUUCAAGAAUGACAAGGAGGUCUCCUCGGCUGGCAACCAUGUGAAGGUCCGUCAGCUACAGGACACUGUGCGUGACAAGGACAAGAAAAUUGCUCAGCUUGAGGCUGAAAACACUAAGCUGACAGAACAGAUUGCUAAGCUUCACGCGGAAGGUAUUGUUCCCGACAAAAAAUCCAUUCCGAAAAAGUCGAUCUUCCGUACACUCGGUUCAAAGAAGGAAAAGAAGCCACGUGAAACAGUUUUAAUGGACUCGCUGACUGGAUCAGACGACCUUAACCGUCAUUCAUCAGAAACGCGUCCGUCGGAGCGCCACUUCCCGCGUAUGCCGAGCAUGAGUGUGGGAAGCCGUUUCUGGAACUCAAAUAAAAAAGGGGACAACGGUGAUGGCCUAGACGUUUCUGAGGUCGAAGGUGAAGAUAGUCCAACUAACAGCUAUACUACGCGCAACACGAUCGUAAAAAGCAUGGAAGUUGGGGUGACUGGAGCUAUGUCGAGUCUGAAAGGCCGUAUGUCGGUAGUGAAGGGAAUGUACGACAGUCGAAACAAGCGAACAAACAGCAAACCUGAGGAGGCCGCAAACUCUUCCGAUAGUAAUUCGUCGACAAACGUCGUUUCUUCAAAGAGCGCUAAGGUCAAGCCGGUCGUAAAGCCGGCGGAUCGCCCUGUCCGCGAGUCAUUUAAUCUGGAUGCGUUGCCUGAGGUGUCAUUGCCUGUCGGCUGGGAGGCAAAAGUUUCUCGUUCCACAGGCCGUGUGUACUACGUGAAUCGCAAGCUUGGCAAAUCGCAAUUCGAGCGCCCCACACUGGCCUCACUCAAGGCACAGAAGCUGGCGCGCCAGAAAUCGGGUCCCGCGCCAUAA
Molecule: messenger RNA, 3768 nt
Organism: Plasmopara halstedii
Lineage: Eukaryota; Oomycota; Peronosporomycetes; Peronosporales; Peronosporaceae
Product: myosin-like protein
Exons: 1
Coding region: 1-3768 (1255 amino acids)
Biological process (GO): actin filament organization; vesicle transport along actin filament
Cellular component (GO): cytoplasm; actin cytoskeleton; myosin complex
Molecular function (GO): ATP binding; actin filament binding; microfilament motor activity
Source: RefSeq, a predicted model, not a curated record